AUGGUCCAGAAGAGCCGUGACCAAAGUCUAGGGGUCGCGGCUUCAGAGGUCCGCAAAGUACGAGACUCAGAGAGCUCCACAGACGAAUCUUCUGAUAGUGAUGCUUCUGAAGAUGUUGCCAAACGCGCACCACGCGUCCUACCCUCUCCAAAUCGUCAGAAAGAGCACGCCAGACGCAGUAACAAACGUGUCCUAUAUUUAGCUGCUAUUACAGAACACCGUAAUAUCAAGCAUUUAGAAGAAUUAGAACGCCGCGGGGAAGGCGAACGCCGGUCUCACAGAGUCUCGCAACGAACGUCCAAGGAACAUUUUGCACAGCAUGACGCAUACGACCGGUCUCUACGGAGCAGACGGACAUCUAGCCAUCACGUACCCGACAAUGAAGCAAAGAAGGGGAGGGAAACUCGUGGAGUAGAACGUCGACGUUCACACAAGUAUGAGGCCGGAAAGAAUGAAGGGCUCCCGCGAAAUUCGAUGAGCUCUGGCCGUCACCACAAAAAUGAGUCAAAGGAAGAGCAAAUGAGAGAGACUAAAGAUGCUGGCGGACUUGUUGGGUUUUUGCGAAAUAUGAUUAGUUCCAGACGUUUGCACAUCAAGGAAGAGACGGAGGAGGACCGCGAAGCUCCAAGAGAAGAUCGCCGACAUCUACGCCUGUCUCAAGCAGAGAGAAAUCGAGAAGCUCAAAAGAUCCAGGCUCGACGUUCACGCAGGCAGCAUGAAGAUCCCGAACAAGACCGCGAUAGCCGUAAGCAUAGAGACCAAGACAGGUUCUCUACUCGGGACAGAAGUCGACAUGGUCAUCAUCGACGACGGCUUGAAGGCGAGGAUAGAAGGGCAAGAGUUGAAGAUAGGGAGGCUCAGCGAGUCGAAGAAAGAGCUGCUCGCCGAGUUGAGGAAGAGAAGAAGUCAGGAGAGCAUGAGCGAAAGGCAUCGAGAGCUUCGCGAUACAGUUCAUCUAAGGAGUCAAAGGGUUACUCUUUCGACGAAAAGGACUCUUCUUCUACGUGCACCGAUGAAAGACAAUAUUGGACUCAAGAUGAAGGUGAACUUGAGGAAGAAGCCAACGAGAGACAAGAGAAGGACAUAGAAGCGGCACGAGCGUUGCGGGACGAUGAAUUACGGAGGCUCGAAGAAGAGAGAAGGGUGGUCGAGCAGAAGGCGAUGAUACAAGCUGCGGAAAGAAUACUCGCCGAAGAGGUGGCAAAGCAACAAGCCGAGGAAGCAAGACGACUUGCAGAAGAGGAGAAGCUAGCCGAAGAAAAGACAAGGAAGGACGCUGAAGAAAAAGAGACAGGAGCCAGUUUACUUACAAAAGCGGACAAGUUGGCUGAGAAACAGUUAGCUGAGGAGAGGGCAAAGAAGCGCGCCGAAGAGAGAGAGAAGGUAGCAAGGCGGUUCAAAGAAGAGAGGGAGAAGAAGCUAGCCGAGGAGAAGCUAAGGAUGGCUCGGGAGAGAGCAAAUCAGCGUGCCGAGGAGAAGGCAAGAAAGCAAGCUGAAGAAGAAGCAAAGGAACAAGCUGAAAAGGAUAAGAAAGCUCUACAAGCGGUACUAACUUCCUACCGACAACGAACCCUUGAAGAGAAGGAGCAAGAAGAGAAGCUUGAUACACGAAAGACAAAGGCCAUUACAACGAAGCAGAAGAAACCAGCAACACCAACAGCAAGGGCUACUGAACCACAAGAGGCUCCGCUCACGACUUCCAGACGAUCUAAACCGGCUCCGACUACCAAAAUCCGUGGAGUUGUGCCUACCUUUGGGGCCCAACGACUCCCCACUCCCCAGGACAGCGAGGACAGUUCAUCGUGCUCAUCGUCUGAUGAUGAAAGUAUUGAUUAA
This is a messenger RNA of Fusarium sp. VM40, 1836 nucleotides long. NCBI's taxonomy places the organism in Eukaryota, Fungi, Ascomycota, Sordariomycetes, Hypocreales, Nectriaceae. The record is from the annotation of a GenBank genome assembly.